UUUAGACACGUUUAUAGAGGGGAAUCACAAGGGCAAGGCUAAAGUAGGCUAUACUUAUUCGAUUUAUUUUGGUUUCUAGAGGGGAUAGCUAGUUCACCACAGCGCGCUCAGGAGGGGAGUGUGGUAGGACGCUAUCCAGAUUAGCACCACCGCCGCAGCGAUUGAGGAGGGGUGUUGGUCAUGGAAAUCGAUCCCGCACACACGUAACACGAUCGCCCCAAAUGACGCCUGUUCCCAAUGAAAUGACAGCUCUGAAUGACCUGAACUAGCUAGAUCCUUAGGGAAAUGGUCAGAAUCUAUCUAGAUCCUAAAGGAAACUCUUCACCAUGUUCCGCGAAUCCCCCAAAUACUACGAAGGCAAAGCCAUCAGGAUCGUAGUGAAAUGAAUGGACUCAGCUCGGUCCAGACGUUCAGAAUGGUCGCCCUGGGGGACUUGACUCCCGCCAGGGUCGAGCACCAAUCUGAGCAGGUUGAGGAGUGGACUCCCAUGCUGUUUUGCCACUUGACUCUGACCAGGUUUGGUCCAUAUGAAUGCGAUGAAUUUGGAUGAAUUGAACCUACAGGAUGUAACGCAGCGAGAGACUUGCGUCACUUGCUUGCUUGCUUGCAAUUGAGAGAACUCAUUGAACUGCUGUUGAUAACGAGCUCAGUGGAGCAAACGUGUGGAAGUGUGUGCGAGUGUUCUCAAGUCCACUAACAGUAAAUGAAUUGCAAUUAUAAGUCUACAAAAUAUUGAUCUUUGCCUUGCAUGCUUCUAGCGAUGCUGAUCCAAAAGCGAUAGCUGUGUUGCUAGUGAAAAUUACUUUUGGAAGUGUGUUCUUCAUUUCGUCGUCCUGUAUCUUCAUGAGAGAAAUAACCGAGAGAAAUUGGUAGCUGUAGCUACCUGCGUUGCUGCCGCGCCCAUCUUUUCUCCCGCUCGAGCAAGUUACACAUGGCUGGAGCCGCAGAUCAUGAUCGGGCUGUGCACCGUAGGCAAACGGUGUGCAGGUUUAGGCCGGUGCUUAAGGCGAUAGUGAAGACGUUCACAACUACCAGCAGACCACCAGAAAAUGUACAAACGAACACUCGCUUGCUCUCUUCUUCUACGCCCUCUUUAGGUUCCCCAUGCUCCUCCUUCCUCUCUUGAAAAAUGGAAAUAUCAGCGAUCUAGGUGUGCUUUCUUUAGCUUUAUUUUAUAUUUAUAUUUAGGUUGUUUUUUUACAGCCCCCCCGGACGCCAUCACACUGAAGGAAAGCAUGCGAGACAAAAGAAGCGUGCAAAUCGGCCGGCAGAAGCAAAGGCGGCAAACCACAGAGAAAAUGAGCAAAAGAAGCGAGGAGCAGCGCGCACGAAUAGAGCAACAAAGGUAGGAAAGCGAGCAAGCGCGGGCGGCGUUCCUUCAGAAGAUCAGCGGCAAGCGCUGGGGCAGAGUGCCAGGCGCCACGGGAAACAACUGGCAACUAGAAAGCGACCCAGAAGUUCAAUUUACGGUGACGAGCGAAGAUUUUUGUGAGAACACCGGAAGAGAAGUCAAGGACGUUGCAGGCCAAUCCUUCUACCGCAGCCCCGAGGGGACAUGGGUUGCGGAGUGACAUCGGAUGUCACAAAAAGUGCGCUCGAGUGUACGUCCACUCAAGAGGAACGAUGAGAACAGACAUAAUUCCAAUGUCACGGACAAACACAAAGAUGAUGAUGAUGAUGUUUUAGGUUAGUUUACUUUGCUAUGCUUAUUGUUGUAUUUCUCUCAAGACUGCUGGCAUGGUCGAAAGAAUGCAGCCAUGUACACAAGAGUCGGGAGCGGUAGAUUUUUUUAGUUAUCCAUAUGAUUGAGUUGCUGAGAGAAAGGGCCAGCGUGAGAGAUUGAAAGUAGAUUCGAGUAAGGAACUCCUACACUUAGGCAGGAAUUGAAGUUCGUGCGAAGGAG
This is a messenger RNA of Amoebophrya sp. A120, 1903 nucleotides long. The record is from the annotation of a GenBank genome assembly. Lineage: Eukaryota; Dinophyceae; Syndiniales; Amoebophryaceae.